This is a messenger RNA of Salvia splendens (bonfire salvia), 2104 nucleotides long. RefSeq names its product cytochrome P450 711A1. The transcript is spliced from 7 exons. NCBI's taxonomy places the organism in Eukaryota, Viridiplantae, Streptophyta, Magnoliopsida, Lamiales, Lamiaceae. The record is from RefSeq and is a predicted model, not a curated record. Gene Ontology annotation, molecular function: monooxygenase activity; heme binding; oxidoreductase activity, acting on paired donors, with incorporation or reduction of molecular oxygen. The coding region runs from base 381 to 1994 and encodes 537 amino acids.
CUAUGGUGAUGGAGCUGAAUUUGGUUGUGUUUUAGGUUCUUGAGUGUGUUUGUUACUUGAGAUGGAUGGAUUUGUUGUGGCUGAGGCGAAGAACAGAGAAUCGCAGUGGUGAUGAGAAUUAGUCAGAUUAAGGUGGGGAGUUUUGUGCAGCAGCUGUGAGGUGGGUUUCACCAAAGGUCUCGUUGCUUUGUAUCCGCCUGAUUCGGGUGCGCUCUGACCUCACUGUCCGUACAUCUCUGGAUCUCGUACGAGAGCAUCUAUGUAUGAGAUGAGUUUCAUUAGAUGUAGCAUGUACGAGAUAAGUUUUAGUCUUGUCUAGGAAUUUCUAGUGAGGACAACGUCGCCCGAUAUCCAGCUAAAACCCUUGUAAACAAAGAUUGAUGGUAUUUUCAGAUGAUCAAGAAACAGGACAUAUUCAAAGAUGGGACAAAACAUAUCUUCAAGAAAUGGUAGAGCCUUUUCUGGUGCUGGAAAUCGCCUCCGUGAUCCUAGCAGCCGUGGUUGGGGCUUUGGUGUACCUUUAUGCACCGUAUUGGGGUGUUAGACACGUCCCCGGCCCUCCAGCAAUGCCUGUGGUCGGACACCUUCCGUUGCUCGCUGAAUAUGGCCCGGACGUGUACUCUAUUCUUGCCAAGUGCCACGGCCCUAUAUUCCGAUUUCAUAUGGGAAGGCAGCCACUAGUAAUAGUAGCAAAUGCAGAACUUUGCAGAGAAGUUGGGAUAAAAAAAUUCAAGUAUUUCUCCAACAGAAGCAUCCCUUCUCCCAUUGCAGCUUCUCCUCUUCAUCAAAAAGGCCUAUUCUUCACAAGGGACUCGAGGUGGUCAACCAUGCGCAACACGAUCCUCUCCCUCUACCAGCCGUCCCAUCUAGCCACGCUUAUCCCAACGAUGCAAGACUUGAUUGCAUCUGCCACAGAGGAUCUCGGGUCCAAUGACUUAACCUUCUCCGAUUUCUCUCUCAAACUGGCCACAGAUGUAAUUGGGAAGGCUGCGUUUGGUGUUGAUUUCGGCCUCUCCAAGCCAAGAUCGCGCAGGCAUGAAGAUGGCCGUGUUCAAGAAUUCAUCAACCAGCACGUCUACUCCACGAGCCAGCUCAAGAUGGACCUGUCCGGAUCAUUGUCCAUCAUUCUAGGGGUGCUCAUCCCGAUUCUUCAGGAACCUUUUCGCCAGAUCCUCAAGAGGAUCCCGGGCACAAUGGACUGGAAAGUGGAGCGUACAAACAUGGACUUGAGCAGGCGUCUGGAUGAGAUCGUGCAGAACAGAAUGAAGGAGGAGGUGAAUGAUGAUCCGGGCUCAAAGGAUUUCUUGUCACUUAUACUUGGGGCAAGGGAGACAGAGAAAGGUGCAAACAAGGCCUUCACUUCUGAUUAUGUCAGUGCUGUUACCUAUGAGCACCUCUUGGCAGGAUCAGCAACUACCUCGUUUACACUCUCUAGUGUCGUCUACCUUGUCGCUAGACAUCCAGACGUUGAGAAGAAGGUUAUAGAAGAGAUCGAUGGAUUCGGGCCUCAUCACCAAAUGCCUACUGCCCAUGAUCUUCAACACAAGUUCCCUUAUCUUGAUCUGGUCAUCAAAGAAGCAAUGAGAUUCUACACAGUUUCUCCCUUGGUUGCUAGAGAAACAUCAGCAGAAGUUAGCAUAGGAGGCUAUCUACUACCAAAGGGCACGUGGGUGUGGCUGGCACUCGGGGUUCUCACAAAAGAUCCGGUGAACUUCCCAGAGCCGGAGAAGUUCAGGCCAGAGAGGUUCGACCCAGAAGGCGAAGAGGAGAAGCAAAGGCAUCCUUACGCCUACAUUCCAUUUGGGAUCGGCCCUCGGGCUUGCAUUGGACAGAAAUUCUCCUUGCAAGAGCUCAAGCUGUCCCUGAUUCAUCUAUACAGGAAGUAUGUGUUCAGACAUUCUCCACUCAUGGAGAAUCCCCUGCAGCUUGAUUAUGGCUUAGUACUUAACUUUAGACACGGUGUUAAGGUUCGUGCCAUCAAACGUGAUGUUUGAAUGAUCCCAGAAUCAAGAACUUGUUCGUGCCAUCAAACGAGAUGUAUUGAUGGUCCGAGAAUCGAAUAAACUUGAAUAAAAUGAUCAAUAAACACAGUCUUGUUUUCUCA